AUGGCUUUAAAAAAUGAUUAUGUGGGGUUUUGUUUCCAUAAAAAAAAAAUAAAUAAAAUUGAUAGAAUCAAUGAAAGCAUAAGUCCGGAACAAUUUUAUAUGAAUUACAUUUUAAAAAGAAAACCAUGUCUCUUGAGCAGUGAAUACGUAAUUAAAAAUGAGUGCAACAUAGACAUAAAGUAUUUGAAGGAAAAUGUGGAAAAUGUACAUGUCGAAUUAGAACAAAAGAUAUCAAACUCAUUCGGGAUAGGUGAAAAAAAAAAAAUGAAAUUUCAUGACUUCUUGUCAUUAAUAGAAGCAGGAAAUACAGACUACUAUUUAAAUACGCAAUACAUAAAAGAAAAUGCUUAUUACCCAUCUGACUUAUGUAACCCAGUUACUAUGCAUAUGAUAAACUUCCUACCGAAAAAGUUAGAUAUUAUGGGUAAUUUAGAAAUUUACCAAUAUAAUGUAUGGUUAGGAAACAACACAGAUGAAGAUUUAAAAACAUUUUUGCAUCAUGACUAUCAUGACAACAUAUAUGUACUACUAAAAGGUAGAAAAGUGUUUAGGAUAUAUAGUCCCAAUUUUGCUCAUCAUUUGAAAACAAAUGGUACUAUUUACCGUGUUUAUAACAAUGGAUUAAUUACAUACUCCCCAUUUAUUAGAAGUGACGGAUCAAACUAUUUAGAUGUAUACAAAAAAAAAAUGGAUAAAGUGCAUCGUCAUAUUAUCACAAUGACUAAUUACUUAAGCAAAAAAAGAAAAUUAUUAGAGGACAAAAUAAUAGAAAAUUCUAUAAAUAAGGCAGAGCAAAAAUUAAAUAAAUUAGAAGAUAAUAUCUUAAAUUACAAGAUGCUUAAACAUAAAUUCAGAUGUAAACCGAAUACAAGAAAUGACAUUCCAAGUCAUUUUUGCCUUCUUAAUACAGCUGAAAGAAAAUAUGAGGAUGACAUUUUCAGCGAUAACACAGACAUAGAAAAAAAGUACAUAGACGUACACGUGAAUGAGGGAGAUACAUUAUACUUGCCAUGUGGAUGGUUCCAUGAAGUUAAAUCCUUUUCAAAUGAAAAUUUUCACCUAGCGUUUAAUUAUUGGUAUUACCCCCCUUAUAUAAAAAUGGUAAAUUCCACUGAAAUGCAGAGCAGAUUUUCUUUUCCUUAUAUAGACAAACAUUUAAAUGAAAGGAAUAAAAGUUUAUACAAAAAGAUUGGGAUUAUGAACAAAGAAAACGCUUCCGAUAUAGCAGAAAUCGUGUCAUACUACAACAAUUUGAAUAUAAAACAAGAAAAAAAUGCCAAAAAGGUAAAACGGAAAAGUGCGAGAAGGUUCUUACACACACGAAGAUUAAGGAUGCAUAAAUAG
This is a messenger RNA of Plasmodium gonderi, 1344 nucleotides long. RefSeq names its product cupin-like protein. The coding region runs from base 1 to 1344 and encodes 447 amino acids. The record is from RefSeq and is a predicted model, not a curated record. Lineage: Eukaryota; Apicomplexa; Aconoidasida; Haemosporida; Plasmodiidae. Gene Ontology annotation, molecular function: 2-oxoglutarate-dependent dioxygenase activity. The transcript is spliced from 13 exons.